AGCCCCUUUCUCUCUCUCUCACACACAGACACAUAUAUAGCUUCUUUCUCUCUCACUUCCCUCACUCUCUUUCUCUCUCUCUCACCCACACAACACCACCACAGGAGUGAACAAUUGUAUCAAAUAAAUUCAUAAACAACGUCAACAACAAGACUAGGACAAGCGUUCAGGUUGCAGCCUAACCCCAAUAAAUCAAGAAAGAAAUUAGAAAUCUAGAAGCAAAACUAAAUUCUUCCGUGGUCGCUAAACAGAUCUCAUAUCUAUGACAUUUUGCCAGUCUAGUAAAAGUAGUUUUGUGAAAAGCCCCGAUAUCGUCCCAACUUUCUUUCACAAAAGGAAAACUAAAAAUACCAUUACUAUCAUAAUAAUAAAUUUUAAUAACAUUUAUCAUUAUUGUAAUUAUUGCUUUAAUUCGGAACCGUCAUUGAAUUUUAAGCAAUGAGACGACGUUUUAUCGAUAAUAUCUUUUUCAUCUACUUCACAUCGCAUAUUGGCAUCUCGAUCUUUUUCGAUUCACAAGUUUACCUACCGUCAUGGAUGUACCCGGCUGUUUUCAGGGAUUUACUCAACAAAUAUUGUACUACAAUGAAGGACCCGUUACUAUUACAAGCACCCACAUGGUACGAAGCAUUUUUACUAUGCGAAUUUUUCUUACAAUUCCCGUUCUUCUUCGUGGCGGCCUACGCCUAUUGGAAAGGGGUUAAAAGCUGUCCUUGGAUUCGUCUACCUAUUGUCAUUUACGCCACGCACACUGCCACUACACUUUUACCAAUAUUAUACCAUAUAUUGAAUUACGAUUUUCGAUCGCUCGAGACGAAGAAAUUGAGGUACGCUGGACCUGUGACUCCAUCAGAAAGGUACCUGCUAGCUACGGUAUAUUCUCCUUAUCUUCUUACACCUUUGGUUAUGUUAGCUGAUGCCCUCACCAGUACCGCAUACAAGACUAUAAAUGAGACCCCACAAACGGGUUUAUCUCGAAAAACUAAUUGAGUUUCUUUUGAUUAAGGAGAAAAAAAAAGUUACAAAGAAAUAGCACACAUACACAUACAUAAAAGCACUUUCUUACAUGUGUGUGUAUGUGUGUAUACAACAAAACAGUAAACUAUACACACACACACACACACACACACACACACACACACA
Molecule: messenger RNA, 1143 nt
Organism: Octopus bimaculoides (California two-spot octopus)
Lineage: Eukaryota; Metazoa; Mollusca; Cephalopoda; Octopoda; Octopodidae
Product: sigma intracellular receptor 2
Cellular component (GO): endoplasmic reticulum
Source: RefSeq, a predicted model, not a curated record